Messenger RNA from Symbiodinium pilosum, 219 nucleotides. The record is from the annotation of a GenBank genome assembly. Lineage: Eukaryota; Dinophyceae; Suessiales; Symbiodiniaceae.
AUGGUUCUUGCCAGUGAAGGACCGCAAGCCCAAUCCAAAGGAUUACCGAUGCCCGACCUACAAGGUGCUCUCUCGAAAGGGGACGCUGCUCACCACUGGGCACUCGACAAAUUUCGUUCUCUACCUGGAGCUCCCGACGGAUCAGGCUGUGGCCAAGUGGAUCAAGGCUGGAGUGGCCUCAUUCCUGGCUUUGUCUCUUGGGUGCAACAGCAGUUUUAG